Molecule: messenger RNA, 3563 nt
Organism: Drosophila gunungcola (fruit fly)
Lineage: Eukaryota; Metazoa; Arthropoda; Insecta; Diptera; Drosophilidae
Gene: ear
Product: protein ENL
Exons: 3
Coding region: 176-3013 (945 amino acids)
Biological process (GO): regulation of DNA-templated transcription
Cellular component (GO): super elongation complex
Source: RefSeq, a predicted model, not a curated record
UUAAGCUUUGGUCACACCGCAACAUUUUGGAUUUUAUUUUCUGUGUGUUUUUUCCAGAUAUUCUGCCGAUUCCUGCUCAAAGCUUUUGUGGUUUUUCCAAAAGUUGUGGGCAUCUCCAUGUGAAUGCAGCAAAUUGCAAUAGAAGUCACUGGAACUUGAUGCCCUACCCACCGGCAUGGCGGUCAAGGUGCAAUUCGAAAUUGGCCACACGUCGAAGCUGCGCAGCAAGAAGACCCCGCAUCCGCAGGGCUUCACCCACGAUUGGGAGAUAUACGUGCAGGGCGUGAACAAAGCGGACAUCAGCGCCUUUGUGGAGAAGGUUGUCUUUCUGCUGCACGAAUCCUUCCCCAAACCCAAGCGAGUGGUUAAGGAACCGCCGUAUGUCAUUCAGGAGUCGGGCUACGCCGGCUUCCUGCUGCCCGUGGAGAUCUUCUUUCGUAACCGGGACGAACCCAAGCGAAUCGUAUACCAGUACGACCUGGUACUGCAGACGACGGGACCGCCGCAGCACCACGUCGAGGUUAAGACGCACAUCUUUGAGGCCCCAUCGGAGGAGUUUCGAACGAAGAUGAUGCGCGGCGGCGGAGUGCCCGUGUUUGGGGCCAACAUCGGCGGCAGCAGCCUUGCGCGGACGCUUUCGCCAAGCGUUGGCAGCGGUGAGACGCCGCCAAACAACGAGAUGGCUCUGGUCAAAGCCAAAGGAGUCCCUGGUACGAUCUCGUUAAACGUGGAUCUGGGCGCCGGCAAAAAACACAAGUCGCGCAACGAGGAUUCCGGAAAGAGCAGCGCCUUUUCCGCCCUCUUUGGCGCGCCCAUCACGAAGGGCAGCGCCGCGGCCAACAACCUGGCCUUGGUCCCCGUCUCCAAGCACUCGCCGGAGGCCAAGACCGUUGCGGUCAGCGGCAAGGGAGGAUCACACGAGGGACGAGACAAGGCAAGCAAGGAUCGGGACAAAUCCAGCAGUGGAGACAAACCGCGGGACAAGGACAAGAAGGAUCGCCACGGCCGCGACAAGGAUCGCAAGUCGAGCAAGUCCGCCGACGGCAAGCACGAACGGGAUAAGGAAAAGUCGAAGAAGGACAAAACUCGCGACAAGGAGCGUGAGCGUGAGCGCGAGCAGAGUUCAGGCAACACUCCAUCCACCGGCGCUCUCACGGUGGCAAACUCCACGGCUCAAGUUGCAGCUGGAGCUUUGGUAAAGCACACGGCAAGUCCCAGGCCCGGAAAGCAAAACGACAUGGGAGCGCCCAGUCCCAAGAAGGCGGCAAAUGAGCCGACCGCGGGUACUGCUGCGCCGGCAUCUCGUUCCAAAGAGCGCGAUGAGCAUAGGUCGGGUAAGUCCGAGUCCAAGGACAAGGAGCGCAGCUCCAGCAAGAAGUCCAAGAAGGAGAAGAAGGACAAGGACAAGGAGCGCGAGCGGGAACGGGAUAAGCAACGCGAUGAGAGUAAGGACAAGCGAAUGCCAAAGGAGGAACGAUCAGCCCAGAGCGCCAGUCCGGCUGCCGGAAACCCCCAACCUGCCCAGCAAAUGCCGCAGUCGCAGAUGGCCGGUACAGGCAAGGCCACGCCCACUUCUGUGGGCAGCAAUAGCAGCAGCAGCAUGGUGUCAAACAGCGGCAAGCAAAAAGACGAAUCCACGGGCAAACACGCCGAGAAGGGCACGGAGUCCAAGGUGGAUAAGGGCAACAGCAACGGCAGUGCGGCAGACACCAAGAAAUCCCACAAGCACAAGAAAAAGGACAAGAUUAAGGAUAAGGAAAAGGAGCGAAGCGAUCGCGACAAAGACAAAGACAAAGAGCGUGACAAAGAGAAGCCCAAGGAUCGGGAGAAAGACAAGCAGCCAGCGACCACAACCGAAAAGCCUUCAGCUGCCGAGCCAUCGCCCAAAACCGAGGGAGCCAGUCCAGCCACCGAGGGAGGGGCGGCGGACAAGAUCGGAGCCAGUGCCAAUGCCAGCAGCAACAAGAAGGAGAAGCACAAAAAGUCAAAGGAUAAGUCCUCCGGCAAGGAAGAGAAGCGUCAGCGGGAUGCGGGCGACAAGCAACCGGAGCCCAAGCACACUGGAAAGCAGCAGCAGGCACAUCUACAGCCGGGUCAGAGCAAGGCGCCCAGCAACCUGGACCUUAGCGACGUAGACUCAGCCCAGUCGGCCCCGGACUUGGCGGCCACCAACGCCUUGGCAGCAGCAGCAGCUGCCACCCUCCAACACUCCGACAGCUCCAACAGCAGCUUUCCGGACCUGCCCGCCAGGGGCUCCAGCCUGCAAAAGGCGGCGAAGGGCAGUGGGGGUCCCGGAAAGGAGGCAAAGCCUGCUGGCAAGGAGCACAAAGGCAAGUUUAAGCAGAACGACAAGAACAGCGACAAAAACACUGACAAGACGGAAAAAGCGGACAAAACUGCAGACGCCAAGCUGGAGAAGUCCGAGAAGGAGAAACCGGACAAAGAGGAGAAGAAGCGCAAUCGACGAAGCUCACAAAACAGCAACAGCGGCAGUGGCGGAGGCGGAGGUGCAACCGGUGGCUUCAUAGAGCCACCCGUUAAGCCCUCCAAGAAGGAGCAGAACAAAGCGCCGCGAGAAAAGUCAAAGUCGCCCUCACUGCGUCCAUCCAGAGAUACCAACUCGACCGGGUCCGGCGGAGGGGCAUCCAAUGCGGGAUCAGGCUUUCUGCCGCCGCCAUCGUCUUCGCCCAGCAACAACCACGUGGGGUCGGUUACGGCAGCUAGCUUAAACAAUAACAAUAUCAAUACGAACAGCAACAGCGGUCACUCGCCCACUGAAAUGACGACGCCGGGACAGCUUCAACUGCCAACGGAAUAUUUGAGCGAGCUGCAGGAGUUGCACCACAAGAUCAUGACGCUGCAGGACAACGAGGAGUUGCAGCAAGUCGUGGAGAUGAUAGCGGCCACCGGUUGCUACGAGAUCACGCACAAGACGUUCGACUUCGACUUGUGCAAGCUGGACCGCGGCACCGUGCAGCGGCUCCAGGAGUUCCUGGCCACCUCGGUGUCGUGACACUCCCUGACCUCCACAACCGGCCCGGCUCUCUACAGCUAGAUGUUGCACAAACCCCUCAUGCACAUAACCAAAUCAUUAAGCUUAGUGUUAACGUUGUAAGCCAAAUGAAAAUGACUCGGCUCGCACACAUCCCCGAUUCCCCGCCUAGAUCCUAAGUUGUUGACCCGAAGGGCACACAAAAAAUCCGAAAGAUUUCGCUUAUGAAUAUAUUGAAAUCGUCCUUUAGUUUUUGAGACUCAUAUGAUUUAAGGCCUAUUUUUAUGUUUUUGGUAUCCUAUUCGAUUGUAACUUAAUGAUUUUAACAUUCUAUGCUAUUUUUUCUAGACGCUACGCUACACUACACUAGUUUACACAAGAUCGUACCUCUUUAGAACCUUAUUUUGAAGACUAUUCUAAGAUUUCUGAACUUAAAGUACUUCAAAUUAAUAUCUCUAAAGCGGUUACUUGAAAUAAAAGUUUUUAAGGUACUCGCCAAAAAGGUAUUUGUAAACUAGUGGUUAAAACUUGCGAAUAAAUUAUUACUUUCGUACGAUGCUUACGUACUUAA